This is a messenger RNA of Guillardia theta CCMP2712, 585 nucleotides long. RefSeq lists its product as hypothetical. NCBI's taxonomy places the organism in Eukaryota, Cryptophyceae, Pyrenomonadales, Geminigeraceae. The coding region runs from base 1 to 585 and encodes 194 amino acids. The transcript is spliced from 2 exons. Gene Ontology annotation, biological process: 'de novo' cotranslational protein folding; protein transport; protein unfolding. Gene Ontology annotation, molecular function: protein folding chaperone; peptidyl-prolyl cis-trans isomerase activity; ribosome binding. The record is from RefSeq and is a predicted model, not a curated record.
AUGCUGGCCAAGGUCGCCCUGAUGCUUGCCGGCAUGGCGGCAGCGGGAGAAGCGUUCAUGCUCCCCUCCUCCUGCAGCUCAUCUCUUGCUCUACGAUCAGCGAGCACACCCCGCCUGAACACAUGCCUCUCCUCUUCGGCGAGGAAUAAUGUCAGGCAAGGAACCACUGCUUUAAGUAUGGCAUCGGACUGGUACACGGUUGAGAAGUUGGAAGAAGGCGAGGGGAAUGCAGCAAAGUACAAGUUCACUGUAACAGUAGAUGGUCAGAUGUCGAAGGAUUCAUACACUGCUAUCAUGAAGGACUUCAAGAAGAACGCGCAGUUCCCUGGAUUCCGUAAGGGAAGCAUCCCUCCAUUCAUGAUCCCGAAGGUGAAGCAGUUUGUAAUCCUCGAAUGCCUCGAGAAGAGUCUCGGAGAGGCCGUGAGGGAGCAGGCGCUGGAGCUUGCAGAUGAGAAUAACAAACCCAACUUGGAUGAUGCGCAGGUAGCAGAGCUGACGAAGACCUUCAAUGAGAACAAUGGAUUCAAGUACACCAUCGAAGCCCUCCUCAAGCCCUCUACGGCAGAGGAGGCGAAGUCCGCAUAA